AUGGCUGACGAACGCACUCUUAAGGAGUAUUCGAUCCCUUCUUCGGAUGAGCCAUGCACUAUUAUAGUCUACCCAACAGUUCAAGGUAGCAACUUCAAAAUAAAACCUGCACUACUAAUUCUGGUGCAACAAAACCAGUUCUCUGGAUCACCUUCUGAGGACCCAAAUUUACAUAUCUCAACCUUUUGGAGACUUAGUGUAACUUGCAAAGACGACCAAGAAACCGUCAGGCUGCAUCUCUUCCCUUUUUCUCUAAAAGAUAAAGCCAGCAAUUGGUUCAAUUCUUUGAAGCCUGGUUCCAUUACCUCAUGGGACCAACUGAGGAGAGAAUUCCUUUGUCGUUUCUUUCCCCCAUCCAAAACUGCCCAACUUAGGGGAAAGCUUUACCAAUUUACUCAAAAGAAUGGGGAAUCUCUUUUCGAUGUGUGGGAACGUUUUAAAGAAAUACUUAGACGUUGUCCCCAUCACGGUCUAGAAAAAUGGUUAAUCAUCCACACCUUUUAUAAUGGUCUAACAUCUAGCACUAAAUUGACUAUUGAUGCAGCUGCAGGUGGUGCCCUAAUGAACAAAGACUUCACAACAGCUUAUGCGUUAAUUGAGAACAUGGCUCUAAACCUCUUCCAAUGGAAAGAAGAAAAAGCAACCAUCGAUCCUUCACCCUCUAAAAAAGAGGCAGGUAUGGAUGAAACCUCUUCCAUUGACUAUUUAUCUACCAAGGUGAAUGCAUUAUCUCAAAGACUUGAUCGCAUGAGCACACCUACCUUCUCACCUCCUUGUGAAGCAUGUGGCCUGUCUAGUCAUUCUAACACCGAUUGCAACCUAAGUAGUGUUGAGCAGUUAAAUUUUGUUCAGAAUGGCCAAAAACUCCAAGAGCUCAAGGACCAAACUAGACUUUUGAACAACUCUCUUGCUACUCUCACAACAAAGAUAGACUCUAUCUCCUCUCACAACAAAAUUUCUGAAACUCAACUCUCCCAGGUAGUUCGUAAGGUUAACCACCCCAAUAAAAUGAAUGCUGUCACACUUAGGAGUGGUAAGCCACUCGAAGACCCCAUAAGGAGAACCGAGACCGAUAACAGUGAGAAAGAAAUCCGCGAACCACCAUCUAGGGAAACCAGAGCAGAAAGAGAGGAACCACGAGUUGAGGAAAACACGCCACCUCCCUUUAAGCCAAAAAUCCCCUUCCCUCAAAGGUUUGCCAAAUCAAAGCUAGAUGAGCAAUUCAAAAAGUUCAUAGAGAUGAUGAACAAGAUAUAUAUUGAUGUGCCAUUUACCGAGGUCCUAACCCAAAUGCCCACAUAUGCUAAAUUUUUGAAAGAAAUCCUCUCUAAAAAAAGAAAGAUUGAGGAAAGUGAGACGGUUAACCUUACAGAAGAAUGUAGUGCCAUCAUCCAAAAUAAAUUGCCACCAAAGCUUAAAGAUCCAGGGAGUUUUUCCAUACCUUGUGUCAUAGGGUCGGAAGUUGUAAAGAAAGCUAUGUGCGAUCUAGGAGCCAGUGUCAGCCUAAUGCCCUUAUCACUUUAUGAGAGGUUGGGAAUAGGGGAACUUAAAUCAACAAGGAUGACCCUACAACUAGCAGACCGUUCUGUUAAAUAUCCAGCUGGAAUCAUAGAAGAUGUCCCCGUUAAGGUAGGAGAGGUAUAUAUUCCCACCGAUUUUGUUGUGAUGGAAAUGGAAGUAGACAACCAAGUACCAAUUCUUUUGGGAAGACCUUUCCUUGCCACUGCAGGAGCUAUCAUUGAUGUAAAAAAGGGUAAGCUUGCCUUCAAUGUAGGUAAGGAAACUGUUGAAUUUGAACUUGCUAAACUAAUGAAAGGUCCCUCCAUUAAGGACUCUUGUUGCAUGAUAGACAUAAUCGACCAUUGCGUGAAAGAAUGCUCUUUAGCAUCAACUGCACAUGAUGGUUUGGAAGUAUGCUUGGUUAACAAUGCAGGUACAAAACUGGAAGGAGAGGCAAAGGCUUAUGAAGAACUGUUAGAUAGAACUCUUCCAAUGAAAGGUCUAAGUGUGGAGGAGUUAGUAAAAGAAGAACCAACACUUCUACCCAAGGAGGCACCGAAAGUAGAACUCAAAACACUUCCAUCAAAUCUAAGGUAUGAAUUCUUGGGCCCUAACUCCACUUAUCCUGUUAUUGUAAAUGCAAGUCUCGAUGAAGUAGAAACUGAAAAAUUGCUUUAUGUCCUCAAGAAAUAUCCUAAAGUAAUAGGUUACACCAUUGAUGACAUUAAAGGAAUAAAUCAUGGCUAUUCUGGAUUUUUCCAAAUACCCAUUCACGCUAAUGACCAAGAAAAGACAACUUUUACAUGUCCCUUCGGGACCUUUGCCUAUAGAAGAAUGCCUUUUGGUCUCUGUAAUGCCCCUGCUACUUUUCAAAGAUGCAUGAUGUCUAUUUUUUCUGACUUCGUUGAAAAGAUAAUGGAAGUCUUUAUGGAUGAUUUUUCUGUGCAUGGUUCUAAUUUUGAUGAUUGUUUGACUAACCUUGAAAAAGUUUUGGAAAGAUGUGAACAGGUGAACCUAGUCUUAAAUUGGGAGAAAUGUCACUUCAUGGUAAGAGAAGGAAUUGUCCUAGGACACUUGGUUUCCGACAGAGGGUUCUACCGUCGUUUCAUCAAAGAUUUCUCAUCAAUCACUAAGCCACUAACCAGCCUGCUUCUCAAAGAUGCAGACUUUACCUUUGAUGAUUCUUGUUUGCAGGCGUUUUGCAGGUUGAAGGAAGCACUAAUUACCGCCCCAAUCAUACAACCACCAGAUUGGAACUUGCCUUUUGAAAUAAUGUGUGAUGCAAGCGACUAUGCGGUUGGGGCAGUAUUAGGUCAAAGAAAGGACAAAAAGAUGCAUGCCAUAUACUAUGCCAGUAAGACCCUAGAUGGGGCACAGGUAAACUAUGCCACGAUAGAAAAAGAAUUGCUAGCAGUUGUCUACGCCAUUGACAAAUUUUGGCAAUACUUGGUGGGAUCAAAAAUCAUUGUUUAUACAGAUCACUCGGCCAUAAAAUACUUGCUAAACAAAAAAGAUGCCAAACCGAGAUUGAUCCGAUGGAUUUUGCUCCUCCAAGAAUUUGACCUUGAAAUAAAAGAUAAAAAGGGCGUAGAAAAUGUUGUCGCUGACCACUUGUCCCGACUUCGGGAGACCAAUAAGGAUGAGUUACCCUUGGAUGACUCAUUCCCGGAUGACCAACUACUCUUAUUGGCACAAACUGACGCACCUUGGUAUGCAGAUUUUGUUAACUUUCUUGCAGCAGGAGUACUACCGCCCGAGUUAAACUACCAACAAAAGAAGAAAUUCUUCAAUGAUCUUUUUGAUGUUUGGGGUAUUGACUUUAUGGGACCUUUCCCUUCCUCUUUUGGGAAUCAGUACAUAUUAGUAGCCGUUGACUAUGUGUCCAAAUGGGUUGAGGCCAUUGCUUCCCCCACUAAUGAUGCACAGGUGGUUAUAAAAAUGUUUAAGAAAGUCAUUUUCCCUAGAUUCGGAGUGCCACGAGUUGUGAUAAGUGUAACCGAUGGAGGGUCUCACUUCAUUUCAAGACAUUUUGAAAAACUUUUGCAAAAACUUGGAGUGAGGCACAAAAUUGCGACACCCUAUCACCCCCAAACUAGCGGACAAGUGGAGGUCUCAAACAGACAAAUUAAAGCUAUCCUUGAAAAAACUGUUUCCACCUCUAGAACAGAUUGGUCAAAUAAGCUUGACAAUGCUCUUUGGGCCUAUCGAACGGCUUAUAAAACCCCCAUUGGGAUGACCCCUUUUAAACUUGUCUAUGGGAAAUCGUGUCACCUUCCUGUUGAGCUCGAGCAUAAGGCCUAUUGGGCAAUUAGAAACCUCAACUUAGAUCCCAAUUUAGCCGGUGACAAAAGAAAACUUCAAUUAAACGAGCUAGAAGAACUUAGGAUGGAUGCCUAUGAGAAUGCCCGCAUUUACAAAGAGAGAACUAAGACCUGGCAUGACAAGAAAAUCAUCAAAAGGCACUUCAAAAGUGGUGACCUUGUUCUGCUCUUUAACUCUAGGCUAAAGCUCUUUCCAGGUAAACUGCGAUCACGAUGGUCCGGUCCUUUCCAAGUUCGCACAGUCUACCCUUAUGGGGCGAUUGAAAUCUUUUCUGAAGAAACAGGAUCCUUCACGGUUAAUGGCCAACGGCUUAAAAUCUAUAAUACCGGAGAAGUAAAUGAAGUAGUGGCUGAUUUCACCCUUAGUGACCCACCUUAAGGAUUUUCAUCCUCACCUUCGUCAAGCUAGUGACGUUAAAAGAGCGCUUCGUGGGAGGCA
Messenger RNA from Medicago truncatula (barrel medic), 4260 nucleotides. RefSeq lists its product as uncharacterized. The transcript is spliced from 6 exons. Gene Ontology annotation, biological process: DNA integration. The coding region runs from base 1 to 4200 and encodes 1399 amino acids. NCBI's taxonomy places the organism in Eukaryota, Viridiplantae, Streptophyta, Magnoliopsida, Fabales, Fabaceae. Gene Ontology annotation, molecular function: nucleic acid binding. The record is from RefSeq and is a predicted model, not a curated record.